AUGACCAUCUCCUCCCAGUACGAAUUGGUCGAGGCCAGCGACAUCGACGUCAUCAACUACACCCGCUCACGCAACGCCGUCUCCUGGAAGGGCGCGUUGUCUGCCGAGGACUACGUGCUCAGAGAACGGGUGUUGGGCAAGUCCAGGGCCACCACCACCACUCCCCACCGGUUGGCAGUGUUCGUGUUACGUCGCAAGGGCACCACAGAGCCCUUGGCGUCGUGCGAGCUCUUUAUCAGAAGCGCCUGGCGAGUGGACUACGUGGACAGCGUGCCUGUCAAGCGGCAAGUGUUGUGUGGUUGCGUGGGGGGCGUUUUCACCUAUCCUGAAAACAGAAAGCAAGGCUUGGGCAAAAUCAUGAUCGACCAGUUGGUCGAACACAGCAAGCUGAGCAAAUACGUGGGACCCGACGGCUACACGUUCUUGUACUCGGAAAUCGGCGAGUACUACACCCAGUUCGGGUUCAAGUCGUUUGCCGUCCCCUUGACAAACAUCUCCUUGGACGACAAGGGCGACGAGCACGAUUUGGGCAACCACGAAUUGAUCUACUACCACCAGUUUGACGAAUACUAUCAAUACUACUCUGACCAGGUACAGAGAAACACCCUUAAACAAGUUGAAGCAGACAAAAAGUCCAGGGUCACCAUCGCGCCCACUUCUGACUACGUCAAUUGGUUCCACUUGCGUAGCAAGUACAUCAGCUACAAGCUCUUCUACGAGCAUAAGGAACCAUCCAAGAUGGACUUUGCAAACGCUACCUACGAGCAGAUUCUCGCCAGGUUCGAAGACACCGAGCCCAAGGUAUAUGGAAUUAAGUUGGUGGACGAAGCCAAAGAAUGGUACGCUGCCAUAACCUGGACCUUGGACUUCUCGGGCGACACCGAGAAUUACGCCACAGUGUUGAAAAUUAUUAUCAAGGACGGCCAUGACAGAGACUCAAACACGAUCAAAUUGUUCAAGUUGAUGAAGCAGUAUUUAAGGUCUUUUGACAAGAUCGGGAAUGACUUCAAUCAACGCACCACCAAAAUCGUGCUUUGGCAAUCAGAAGUGUCGGAGCUGGUAUUAUCUUUCUUGGUCGAAAAGUGGGGCAGCAAACAUGGAAUAGACAACUCGUCGAGAUCUGCCAUUUUGAUGCACAACCACGAGGAUGAAGAAAACCUCAAACAAGGAAAAUUAUUGUGGGAGGGCAAUGAUAAACUCCCAUGGUUUUAG
This is a messenger RNA of Suhomyces tanzawaensis NRRL Y-17324, 1212 nucleotides long. RefSeq lists its product as uncharacterized. The transcript has a single exon. The coding region runs from base 1 to 1212 and encodes 403 amino acids. NCBI's taxonomy places the organism in Eukaryota, Fungi, Ascomycota, Pichiomycetes, Serinales, Debaryomycetaceae. The record is from RefSeq and is a predicted model, not a curated record.